AUGGUACUAUACUUUCGCAAAUUUUCGCUUAUUUGGCUAAUGGUAGUAUUAUCAGAUGUGAAAGCCGAUUCUAAUUUAACAAUUAAUUCUUACGAUCCUGAAUAUGGAGUAUACAUUGGUGAAAUGCCUGAUCCAUCAGAUGCAGAUAUUAAAGGACGAGUGUAUGUAGUGAAUGAAACAACUUUACAGAUCAUCAACUUUACUUACAAUGGAAAAGCACCAGAUUUAUAUUUCUGGCUAGAUCGAAGCGAUACACCAACUGUUGAUGGUCUUAAGAUUCCAUCAUUUGAGUUCGGGAUUGCUCCUAUUGGUCCGUACAAAAAUGCAGAAAGAGUGGUACUGGUACUUCCUGACCUUCAUAAAAUUACUGCAUUCAAAAGUUUUUCUCUAUUUUGCUAUAAGUUUGAGCACAACUUUGGUACAGUUCUGAUUCCUGAUACUUUGAUAAUCCCGAAACCACAAUUUUUAAGUAGUGAACUGCGUGGUAGCAGAUACAAUGUACGCUCGGGACCAAUUUUGAUAAUUGAUAGAAGAACAAUUAAGAUUUUUGCAUUCACCUUUGAUGGUGAUAAAGCACCAGAUGGUUAUUUUUUUGUUGGUCGAGGAUCAAAUGUUGCGCAUGAUUCUGGAGUGAAAGUACCAAUACGUGGAAGAGAUACGGCUGAGUUGAUAACUGCAAUGAAUGAGCGAUAUAGUGGUGGAAAAGAUAUAAUAAUUGAUUUGCCAAUGGAAUACGAUAUUAAUCAUAUUGAUUGGUUAUCUAUUUAUUGCUACAAAUUUCGCGUUAAUUUUGGGCAUGUACCGAUAUCAAAUAUUUCUCAAAGGAUACCACCUUAUGUACCUCCACAAAAACAAUUCGACGAUAUUGAGUUUUCCAAGAUUGACGGUUGGCCACUAAUUUCAUUGUUAGGGACAGAAGAUCGUAUGAAUUUCACAUUCCAGUUGGGACCACCAGGUGGUCGUCGAGGUUAUCAGUUUAUGGCUCACGCAAGACCAGCAAAAUAUGUAUGGUAUGUAAAUGGUUAUUUGGCUGAUAUCUAUCUGAAACGAGGUGUUACAUACACUUUCAAUGUUGAAGGUGGCAAUGAUAAAUCUACUAGUGAUUUUUAUAAUCCGCUGUAUAUAUCAGAUGAUCCAUUUGGUGGGUAUGCUAAAUUAUCAUAUGAUGAACGAGAGCAAGUUAAAGUGGUAGCAGGGCAUAAUCCAGAUGAGACUGCUGGUCGUCUAUGCUUAUGGUCACAUGAUAAUGGUGAUGAGGUGGAUGCUGAUAAAUUUGAUAGCUUUAUAGAAUAUCGCCGUUCCCUUAAAUUGAAAUGUAUUGAAACAUCUAAAGCAGCAUCUUUUCAAUUCACACCAUCAGCUGAAACACCUGAUACUUUGUACUACCAGAGUUAUUCAACUUAUAAUAUGGGAUGGAAAAUUCACAUAGUUGAUGAAUUACCAAAAAAUAUAGCUGAUUUUGUAGAAGAACCAUAUCAGUAUGAUAUUUGGCUGCAACAACAUAAUUUGCUCAAUGCUCGAGAAGGAUCACCAUCCAGAGCGCAAUCAUCAUUUAAAAUUAUUUCGCACAUUUUUAUCUUAAUAUUAAGUUUUAUGAUAUUUAUGGUUUCUAUUGCUAUAAUACAAUGA
Messenger RNA from Thelazia callipaeda (thelaziosis nematode), 1629 nucleotides. Lineage: Eukaryota; Metazoa; Nematoda; Chromadorea; Rhabditida; Thelaziidae. The record is from the annotation of a GenBank genome assembly.